CUGUACACGUGGGGCAAUGAGAGUAAUCAUUUCCCCUUCUCGAACCAACCGCGGUGCCUGGCUGAUUAGCUCAUCAAACGCUUGCAUCAAGCCUCAAGGCUCCGAUUCUCCUACUAUGAAUAAUGAGCUUACUCUCGACUCCUCUAUAUUAUAUACGUCGAGAGCGCAUUUCAAUUUUCCAUAGCAACCAGCUUAAUCUCAGUCCUUAGGAAGAUUGGCUGGUGCAGCAAGAUUCACUCAUGUUUGCUCUGUAGUGUAGUGCAAGUCACGGGAGAGCGUGUGUGCGAGGUUUCGCUGGACAGGAAUUUAGGCUGUCAGUAAGAACUUCCGAUAUUUUCAGCAAUGUACAACUUUGAAUGAUCCUUGACUUUCAUACAUCUACUGUAUUUAUAAGCACAUGAUCGGUCAGACCUAAACCGGUGCGUCAGAUAUCCGAGUCCCGAGUGCUGACAUAGCUGAGAAACAUUCGCUCCGCCAAUCAAGCCUCCAGACAAUCCGAAACGACGGUCAGAAUACGAGCCCCGACCUCUCGGAAUCCGAAUAGUACCAGAUGGUUUCCCUCGCGAAAGACAUAAUCUGAGGUGUAGUGUUUCCGAAUGAACGGAACACUGAAAGAAAUACUUGCGAGACAAAGCCACAUCCGAAAACAGACUGAUUACGAACACGACAAAAUGAGGGACGAUAAGGCACAGACAUUGCCCUCAUGACGGCCAGAUAAAGAAACACGCUUUCUACUUCCCUUCAUUAUUCAAUUCACUAUUACUUCAUCCCCAUCCAGGCUAUUCCACGCUGUCUACCAAAAUGGCACCCAUCGCGCUGCUGCUUGGCGCAGGUCCCAACAUUGGAGCCAGUACCGCGAAAGAAUUCUCAUCAAGUGGCUACCAGGUCGUUGUAACCUCUCGGAAAGCCCCCGCUGACGCGAAUCCCUCGUACUCCUAUGUGCAGGGAGAUCUGUCCCAACCUGAGUCCGUCGAGAAUAUAUUCUCUCAUGUCCGCAAACUGCACGGAGAGCCAAGCGUAGUAGUAUACAAUGCUGCCGGGUUCUCCCUUGCGGCAGCCGAUAACCCUUUCGAGGUCGAUCUGGCCACUUUUGAAGAACACCUGAAUCUCAACACAACUAGCGUGUUUCUUGCCAUCAAACAAGCGUUGAAAUCUUUUGAAACAUUGCCCGCCUCCUCCGCUCGCACCUUCAUCUACACCGGCAAUGCGAUGAAUUUUGCGCCGUUCCCCGGCCGCAUGACGCUGGGCACUGGGAAGAGUGCCACUGCACACAUGAUCGCCUCUGCAGCUCAGGCUUAUGGGCCAAAAGGUUACAAGUUUUACUACGCAGACGAGAGGCAACCCAAUGGCAAACUCGGUGGCCGUGGCAUUAGUGGCGAAGCGCACGCGAAGUUGUUUAAGCAACUCGCCGAAGAUGAAGCACAAGGCCCAUGGCUUCAGACAUUUGUCAGUGGCAAGGGCUACGUGAAGUUCGCGGCGGACACCGACGUUACACUCUGA
Periconia digitata is the source of this 1500-nucleotide messenger RNA. The record is from the annotation of a GenBank genome assembly. NCBI's taxonomy places the organism in Eukaryota, Fungi, Ascomycota, Dothideomycetes, Pleosporales, Periconiaceae.